AUGGUGAGGUUCUUAGGAUUGACUCGUGCGGUGGAUCAAGAACCCAGAGAAAUUGUUUCACGGUCGAAUCUGACGACCGAGUCCAGUGAAAAUGGCUGGCUUAUCAGAUUCUUUGACUCUCCAUUCUUCUGUGAGUGGAUUGCUGUUAGCUACUUGUACAAGCAUGAUCAUGCUGGUGUGCGCGAUUAUCUCUGUAAUAGAAUGUACACACUUCCCUUGCAGGGAGUCGAGGGUUAUUUGUUUCAAGUUUGUUAUAUGAUGAUACAUAAACCCAGUCCCUCUUUGGAUAAAUUUGUUAUAGAUGUGUGCUCCAAGUCACUUAAGAUUGCUUUGAAGGUGCAUUGGUUCUUGUUGGCUGAGCAUGAGGAAUCUUAUGACAAUGAUGGGAUUAGUAGUAUUCAGGACAAGUGUCAAACUGCAGCCACCUUUAUGGGGGAGUGGCCACCUUUGAUAAGGCCUCAAAGUGCAUCUUUGAGCCCGCCAGGCAAGAACCAAGUUUUGAAUAAAAUAUUGUUGUCGCUAACAUCUUUGUCGCCUACGCAGAGAUCUUUGUCGUUCUUGCCUUCUUCGGGAAACAAUUUGCAAGAGGAUAGUAGUUUGGAGUCUGUCGAAGAAAACAAGCUGUUUCGGAAAUUUAUGCCAGGCCCCAAGGUUAGAGAUGCUUUGCUUUUUAGGAAGUCAGUUGAGAAUUGUGAUGAAGACUCUGAAAAGAAUAAUUUCCUUAAAAGGCUCUUAAGGGAUAGUAGAGGGGAUGAUGAAGACUCUGAGGACGGUUUCUUUAAAAGGCUCUUGAGUGACAGUAAAGGUGGAGAGGAUGAGGAUCUGGCCUCAAGUUCAGAGGGAUUUUUCAAGAGAUUGUUUCGGGAUAGCAAGAAUGAUUCCGAGGAUAAAACACACACUCGAGCAAUGGAAGAUGAAGAAAAGGAGGGUUUUUUACGAAAGCUUUUCCGCGAUAAAUUUGAAGAUAAGAAGGAUGGAAAUAUUCGUAAUUCUGAAGAGAAAUGCGCAAAGCCUGCUGAAGAGGAUGAAAAAGAAGGUUUUUUCCGGAAAUUAUUUAAGGAUAAAUUUGAGGACAAGAAAGCUAUCAAUGAUAAAACUGAAGAUGGUCGUGUGCACCCUGAAGAUGGUAAAGGGGAUUCAGCCAAUGAAGACAAUAAUAGUGGCUUAGUUGAAAAUAGUCCAGCCGCAGAAUUUUUUUUCCGCAAAUUGCUUAGAGAUCGUGACCGUUCAAUUGAAAAUUCAGAGCAAUUGGGGUUAAAAAAGGAUAAAGAGAGCUGUCCUGGAUCACCAAAUCAGCAAAAUGAGAAAUCAGGAACAAAGCCCCCUCUUCCAGUUAAUUUAUCACAGUUUCGGAAAGGAGCUUACCACGGGUCAUUGGAUUUUGUGCUGUCAUUGUGUGAGAUAUCAUUUGGGUUAGUUGAUGUUUUUCCAAUUGAAGAUCGCAAACGUGCUCUGCAUGAGUCACUUGCAGAAAUCAAUUUGCAUUUAACAGAGGCUCAUAAUACUGGAGGCGUUUGUUUUCCAUUGGGAAAGGGAAUGUACCGUGCACUUUAUAUUUCUGAAGAGGAAGCUGUUCUCUUGAACUCUAGGGAGAAGGCACCUUACCUGAUCUGUGUUGAGGUCUUGAGAUGUGAAACGCCCAGCAUUUUCAGGGAGGCAUCUAGGUCUCAGAAACAUUCUAAAGGUGGAAUCCCCUUGGCAAAUGGAGACGCUCUCUUGCAAAAGCCACCCACUUGGGCUUAUCCAUCAUGGACAGCACAAGAGGUAUAUCGUAAUAGCAAUGAUAGAAUGUCCAGAUCAACAGCUCAGGCUAUUGAUCAGGCAAUUACCGAUGUGUCUGAGGCAAAAAUCAGAUUUGUUAGUGUGAAUCUUUCUGUCCAAAGACAAUCAUAUGGUCAGCUCGAGAAGACUAAUGUGGAUCCAUCUGGUGUCGGUUGGUGUUCUGCUGCAGUUUAUAGAGAGGGCAUACAAGAAAUGGAAAGACCAGAAAAUGACAAUGAUGUGGAGUGGGUAAGGGUAGUGUUGAAAGCUGAUCCUGGGGUUAGAAUGGAAGAUAUUGAGAAUCCAACUCCACGACGAAGAAAGGAGCAUCGCCGUGUUCCAAGCACAGUAGCACUAGAGGAAGUAAAGGCCGCGGCAGCAAAAGGGGAAGCACCUCUUGGUCUCCCAUUGAAAGGGGCUGGUCAAGAUUCAUCCGAUGCACAGCCAGGAGCAAACGGAAUUACUCCUAAAGCCAGCGAUGCCUUGUCUGGUGAACUUUGGGAGGUAAAGAAAGAGAGGAUAAAGAAGGCUUCUAUACAUGGAAACUUACCUGGUUGGGACUUGAGAUCUGUUAUUGUUAAGAGUGGGGACGAUUGUAGACAGGAGCAUCUGGCAGUUCAACUUAUUUCACAUUUCUAUGAUAUUUUCCAAGAAGCUGGACUUCCUCUUUGGCUGCGCCCGUAUGAAGUGUUAUGCACUUCUUCUUACACUGCUCUUAUUGAAACAAUUCCAGAUACGGCUUCUCUACAUUCUAUCAAAAGUAGAUAUCCCAGCAUUUCAAGUUUACGGGAAUUCUUUAUUGCCAAGUAUCAAGAAGAUUCUCCUAGUUUUAAACUUGCUCAGAGGAAUUUUGUUGAAAGCAUGGCCGGUUAUUCUUUGGUUUGCUACCUUCUGCAGGUGAAGGAUAGGCAUAAUGGGAACCUCUUAUUGGAUGAAGAAGGCCAUAUCAUACAUAUCGAUUUUGGCUUCAUGCUUUCCAAUUCACCCGGUGGUGUUAAUUUUGAGAGCGCACCUUUCAAAUUAACUCGGGAGCUUCUUGAGGUUAUGGACUCUGAUGCUGAGGGACUUCCAAGCGAGUUCUUUGAUUAUUUCAAGGUUUUAUGCAUUCAAGGCUUCCUUACUUGCCGUAAGCAUGUCGAGCGUAUUAUUCUUCUAGUUGAGAUGUUGCAGGAUUCUGGUUUCCCCUGCUUCAAAGGUGGACUACGGACAAUUCAGAACCUAAGAAAGCGAUUCCAUCUCAGUUUAACAGAAGAGCAAUGUGUAUCUUUGAUGCUUUCACUUAUUAGCAGCAGUCUUGAUGCAUGGCGAACACGGCAGGUGAAUGAUUGCGUAUCAAUCAGAAUUGCAUUUCUAAAGUCAUUGGAGGGUGGUUGGUUCACUGCAGUAUGCUCUGCCACUUUGAGACAUCUACUUUGGCAAAUAGUUAUGUUAUUUCUCCAAGGUCUCGGUUGA
Molecule: messenger RNA, 3213 nt
Organism: Vicia faba (fava bean)
Lineage: Eukaryota; Viridiplantae; Streptophyta; Magnoliopsida; Fabales; Fabaceae
Source: the annotation of a GenBank genome assembly